Molecule: messenger RNA, 1311 nt
Organism: Procambarus clarkii (red swamp crayfish)
Lineage: Eukaryota; Metazoa; Arthropoda; Malacostraca; Decapoda; Cambaridae
Product: PE-PGRS family protein PE_PGRS33
Source: RefSeq, a predicted model, not a curated record
AUGGAAUGGUAUGUGCAAGGCCGGCGAAGACCAAGUCCUGAAGGUUACGUCAGACGGGAGGGGCCACGUCCCGGUGCAUAUAAAGUCCUGGACACGCGCCUCACCCUCACAGUUGUCUGGCAUCUCGGCUUCACCAGUUCUCCAGCUAUGCGUUUCCAGGCGUUGAUUGUAGCGUUGGCCAUGAUGGCCAAUGUUUGCCAGGGAGGAUUAAUUGGUGGCCUCGGGGGCCUUGGCGGCCUUGGUGGCCUCGGAGGCCUUGGCGGCCUUGGUGGCCUUGGUGGCCAUGGUGGCCUCGGUGGUCUUGGUGGUCUUGGUGGAUAUGGAGGUGGUUUGGGCGGAUAUGGUGCUGGCUUGGGUGGUUAUGGUGGUUACGGAGGCUAUGGUGGAGGGUAUAAUGGUGGAUAUGGCGGUGAAGGAGGACACACAUUCAUACUGAGCAAGAGCUACGGAAGUCACGGAGCCUUUGGCAAGGGCGGCGAACACGGUAAAUUUGGCGUGGGCAGACUCGGGGCAGUUGACAAAGGCGGAUUCAAUAAAUUUGGCGCCGGCGGACUCGGUGGGAUUGGAAAUAUUGGUUAUGGAAAGCGUGGCUGUGAAGUGAACAUCCUGAAGGUUACUGUGGGUGGGAGUCAUCACCUGUCCUAUAAAAGGUCCUGGACUCCCUCCGUCAAGAUCACAGUGGACCCGCUCCUCACUCACACAACUCCUGCAACCAUGAGAUUCCUGUCAGUGACGGCGGUGCUGGCCGUGAUGGCUGGUGUUUGCUACGGUGGACUGAUUGGUGGCUAUGGUGGUCACGGUGGCCUUGGAGGUCUUGGUGGCCUUGGUGGUCUUGGUGGCCUUGGUGGUAUUGGUGGCCUUGGUGGUCUUGGAGGUCUUGGAGGUCUUGGUGGUCUUAAAGGCCUUGGUGGUUACGGUGGCGGCGGCGGCGGUUACGGGGGAGGCUUGGGAGGCUUUGGUGGAAUUGGCGGCCAUGGUGGAGGAUUCAAGGGAGGAUACGGAAGCCAGGGAGGACACACAUUCGUGCUGAGCAAGAGCCACGGAAGUCAUGGAGGAUUCGGCCUCGGUGGGCUUGGUCAGUUUGGCCUGGGUGGAAUUGGCAAAGGUGGAUUCGGUAAACUUGGUGGUGGCGGACUCGGUGGAAUCGGUCUAGGUGGACUUGGUGGACUUGGUGGACUUGGUUAUGGUGGCUACGGGAAGUAAGGCAGCUGGAGUCUUCUUGAGGACCAGUACGACUCUCAUCACUUGUACAACUUCAAUAAAAUUAUAAACAGAUAUUGAUACAAACUUCAAUAAAAUUAUAAACAGAUA